Messenger RNA from Mycetomoellerius zeteki, 1124 nucleotides. RefSeq lists its product as uncharacterized. The transcript has 5 exons. The record is from RefSeq and is a predicted model, not a curated record. NCBI's taxonomy places the organism in Eukaryota, Metazoa, Arthropoda, Insecta, Hymenoptera, Formicidae. The coding region runs from base 95 to 988 and encodes 297 amino acids.
UACGGAUACGUGCAGAAUGAGCUAAAGAAGCUUUAUUAAUUAGUUACUUGUCUUUGACAUUCCUUGUGCACGAGUCGACGACUGAUACUUCAAAAUGCAUACUUCGAAAUAUGCUGGAUAUCACAUUAAUGGAAAUCGUGAUUACAUUACAGAUGGUGAAGAGAGCCAUAGAGCUCCUUCGGACCGCACCGUGUCCGAGUAUAUCGUUGCUAACGAGCAUACCACUAUGGUAAAACCUACAAGAAAGAACCCCGCGGAUAAGUACGAUAGAGAAGAAGACAGGAGAUCCAGAAGCGCGCAUAACGCUCGCGAUUCGGUACUGUCCGGAUCUUCAAAACAUAGUUUGCAUCCGCUUCGCAAAAGUGCCUCGCACGGCAGUAUUUGCGACAAUGGUUCAGAUAUAUAUGUCACCAGCGCUGCAUAUAGAGCUACUUCCGACAUAAGUCGGGUAUCACGCCGUAGUCUCGCACCAAGCUCCAGAUUGGAUCACAGAGCGCCUAGUCAUUAUAGCUACGGUUCCGGCAGGUCAGGCACUUCGACAGUGAAAACUCGUACGUCACGAAAAGGCGGUAUUAUUGUGGAAACUAUGUCAACGCCUAAUCCAUUUUGCCCAAACACUAAGGGCGUCUGCUGCCUCAUGUUACUUCUCAAUCUUGGCUUGAUUCUAGUUACUUUAGGUUUCGUUAUCGUCAUACAAUUUUUCCAGCCGUUAGUCGUUUGGAUCUUGGGAAUAGUAUUUCUUGUGUUUGGAUUUUUGACACUGAUCGGUAGUCUCGUGUAUUGCGUACAUGUGUUCAAAAAUGCCAGACAUCCACACGAUAUCAAUCCGGAAGAUCUAUACUGGACCCAUUACUGGCAAGGUCGUGUUGGUUCUACAGCACCUGAAGUUUAUUAUAAAGCCGAAGACAAAUAUCAGGAUGAUGGCUAUAGCGAUCGAUACAGCAAAUACUCGGGAAAGUAUUAUGACAGGCAAAAUCAGAGAUAUUGAUUGGAAUAUAAAGAAUAGUAUCGAUCAUUAAUUAAAAUACCAAUUCACACACAUUCUGCCAGCUCGUAAGAGAUUUGGAAAAACCAAUGACGAAUAAAAAACUAAUCUCAGUGCAAUAAAAUAUACUUAUGUGUAC